ACGAUAGGAUGGGUUAGAGUAGGUAUUGGUUAGAGAGUGCUCGAACUGCUCUGAGUUCCCGUCGCGCCACGCAGCCAUCUUGCCUGCUCAUUCCGAGGGGGUCUUUGCCUGCAAAAAGUAAACAUCCCUUAUCAAAUGUUGUUUUUUAUUUUUGUCGAAGUUUAUCCGCCCGUCGCACUUAGUUGGCACUUAGCAAAGCUUAGAUUGUAAACAUGUGAUGUGCUUUAAAUUCUAUAUCUUACCUAGUCAGCGGGAGCUCAUUAAUGAGCUUGAGUCAUCUUCAGGAGUCAGUCUGAUAACAAGCAUCAGCUGAUCAUGGUUGUAUCCAAACCCAUGCAUUGCAUUCAGGAUGUGUGUCAGAAGUUACUGAUUUCUUACUUUGAAAAUCUGCACACUCAUCCGUAUCGGACGAAAGCAUUCACCAGUCUAAUCAUAGCCCUGCUUGGUAAUUACUUGUCUCAGCGCAUAACCAGGGGAAAGCAGAUUGAUCAUAAUAGUCUCAUUGCCUAUGGAUUUUUUGGACUCACUUUUGGCUGGUCAGGGCCUCAUUUGCUGUUCAGCUGGCUUGAGUCUGCCAUACCUCGAAAACAGAAUUUCAGCCUGCUAAAACGUUUUGCUUUUGAGAGACUAGUUUACACACCUUUCUUUCAGUUUCUGGUGCUCUUUACGCUUUCAAUAUAUGAGGGUAAAUCUUAUCAAGUCUCCUUAAAAAAUGCUCAGACAUUGUAUUGCAAAGUAUUGCAAGCAAAUUUGAAGUAUCUGUCCCUCUUGCAAUUCAUGAAUCUUGCUUAUGUUCCACCGAUGUUGAGAGUUCUGUUCAGUAAUAUGAUUGGAUUUGUUUGGAUUCUGUUCCUGUCACAUCAGCGGAAACAAUCUCAAGAGAAAACACCACGGAUUAGAAAUUAACAGUAAAUGUUCAGUGUAGGAAAUUUUAUCAUUUUCAUUUAAGGGGGGACUACGGUAAUUCAUGAUUUACUAAAUUAUUACUAUCCAUAUUAUUUCAUAGUUGUUAUCAUUGUUGGCAAACCAUUAUUAUACUUUUAUAUGUACAUGAAUAUAUUUUUGCUAUCGGACAAUAAUUUUCUUUUUUCUGUUCA
Messenger RNA from Bemisia tabaci, 1097 nucleotides. Its product is annotated as peroxisomal membrane protein 2. NCBI's taxonomy places the organism in Eukaryota, Metazoa, Arthropoda, Insecta, Hemiptera, Aleyrodidae. The record is from RefSeq and is a predicted model, not a curated record. Gene Ontology annotation, cellular component: cytoplasm; peroxisomal membrane.